This is a messenger RNA of Schistosoma rodhaini, 951 nucleotides long. The record is from the annotation of a GenBank genome assembly. Lineage: Eukaryota; Metazoa; Platyhelminthes; Trematoda; Strigeidida; Schistosomatidae.
AUGAAUUAUUUAUAUAUAACUAUUUAUCCAUUUAAUCUAUUUACAAUAACAACAUUGUUAAGAUUGAUUAAUAUUUUUCUAAUACAAUAUCUAACUACUGCUCGUAAACAAUGUUUUAAUUUGGAACAUGAAUUAGAUUAUUGUUCUAGAAAGCACAAAGUUCAUAUACCAACAAGUCAAUUAUCUGGUUAUAGUUUUGGUUACGGUUCAUUAAAUGACACAGAAUAUAUGUGCCGUACUCGAUGGCACAUAUUAGUAUUUCAUUGUAUGAGAAAAAGGGCUGAAGAAUCAUGUAAUCAUUCUGAUGAGGAGAAAUUUCGACAAAUUAUAUGGUCCAUUUCUCUAGAUACAAGAAAAUUUGAAAAAGCUGCUGCAUAUAUAUGUCAUGAACAUAAUUUAAGAAUUUUACGUGAACAUCAGUACAAAUGUUUAAAACAACAAGAGAAAUUAGCUGAACAAUGUGCAGUUCAUAGAAAUGAAACAAUCAAAGAAGUUGUAUUAGCAUUACAUAAUCAAUCUAGUCGUUUAUUAUCUAGUCCUAAUGAAUAUUAUUCGAUAAUUAAACAUACCUUAACAUCAUAUGAAUGCAAAUCUCUACGAACAAAACUGGAUUGUUUAUAUAAUAUAUUACACAAUGCGUGUCCAUCAAAUGCAGUACGAUUAAUAAUGAAUUAUUUUAAGGAGACAUUACCUGAUGGUUGUACAUUUAAUUAUGAAACACGAUUAUCAAAACAUUUAGAAUCAGUACAAAUGACUCAGUUAAUUAAUAAUGAUGAAUAUAUAGAUGAAAGGAAUAUUAUGAAGCAAACAGUCAUUCAUAACUUUAAUGAUAUUCAAGCAAGUUCAAGCAAAUCUGUGAAGAAUUAUGCUUGUUUGAUAAAUUACAACUUUUUGAACAUAACGCUUACAGAACUUAUUAUUGUCUAUACUUUAAUAUGUAUUAAUCAUUGA